AUGGAGCCAGGCUGGGGCUGGAACAGUUCUCACUACAUCUGGCCUGGGCAUGGCCAGCAGCCACUGAGCCCCCAGAUGCUGGCAAGGGACCCCAACCUGACCUUCCUGCAUACCCGGGAUGAGGAGCUGGCCAAGGCAGAGAUUGGGGUGCUGGCCACUAUCCUGGCUGUGGCGACCGUAGGCAAUGUGGGGGUGCUCCUGGCCAUGUAUCGCCUGAGGAAGAAGAUGAGCCGGAUGCACCUCUUCAUCCUGCACCUAGGACUGAGUGACCUGGGUGUUGCACUCUUCCAGGUGUUGCCACAGAUGAUCUGGGAGGUGACAUACCGCUUCUGGGGACCAGACCCGCUCUGUAGGGCAGUCAAGUACCUGCAGGUGCUGAGCAUGUUUGCUUCCACCUACAUGCUCAUCAUGAUGACACUGGACCGGUACAUGGCCGUGUGCCAUCCGCUGCACAGCCUGCAGCAGCCCAGCCGACAGGCCUACGUGAUGAUCGGGGCUACAUGGCUGCUCAGCUGUCUCCUCAGCCUGCCUCAAAUCUUCAUCUUCUCCCUCCAGGAGGUGCGCCAGGGCUCAGGGGUGCUGGACUGCUGGGCUGACUUCAGGUACCCUUGGGGAGCUCGAGCCUAUAUCACUUGGACCACACUGUGCAUCUUUAUCCUGCCUGUUGGCAUCCUCACUGUCUGCUACAGCCUCAUCUGCUAUGAGAUCUGCAAGAACCUCAAGGGCAAGACACAGAGCAGUGCCCCUGGCACGGGGGGUUUCCCGGCAGCUGCCCCUCCUGCACCCUGCUCCCCUGAGAAGGGCAGGAAGGGUCCUAACGGGCAGCCCUCGCGAGUCAGCAGCGUACGGACCAUCUCCCGUGCCAAGAUUCGCACAGUGAAGAUGACCUUUGUCAUCGUGGUGGCCUAUGUCGCUUGCUGGGCACCCUUUUUCAGCAUGCAGAUGUGGUCAGUGUGGGAUGAGGAUGCUCCAGAUGAUGAGUCCUCUAACGUGGCUUUCACCAUCACCAUGCUGCUGGCCAGCCUCAGCAGCUGCUGCAACCCCUGGAUUUACAUGUUUUUCACUGGGCACCUGCUCCGGGAUGCAGCACGAUGCCUGUCCUGCUGGGGUGGCCCCCAGCCCAGGCUUCGGAGACGGGGCUCCACAGGGAGUCUCUGCAGCAGGAAAACCACCAUCCUGAGCCAUGGGCAUCACACCAGCCCUGCCAGCCUCCCCCUGCCCCACUGCGAGGAGGCAGUGACUGAGUCAGUGAUGCUGUAG
Colius striatus (speckled mousebird) is the source of this 1260-nucleotide messenger RNA. It is a transcript of the gene AVPR1B, whose product is annotated as arginine vasopressin receptor 1B. Gene Ontology annotation, biological process: positive regulation of vasoconstriction; G protein-coupled receptor signaling pathway; regulation of systemic arterial blood pressure by vasopressin. The coding region runs from base 1 to 1260 and encodes 419 amino acids. Lineage: Eukaryota; Metazoa; Chordata; Aves; Coliiformes; Coliidae. Gene Ontology annotation, molecular function: vasopressin receptor activity; peptide binding. The record is from RefSeq and is a predicted model, not a curated record. The transcript has 2 exons. Gene Ontology annotation, cellular component: membrane.